Penaeus indicus is the source of this 1201-nucleotide messenger RNA. RefSeq names its product organic cation transporter protein-like. The record is from RefSeq and is a predicted model, not a curated record. The transcript has 9 exons. Gene Ontology annotation, cellular component: membrane. NCBI's taxonomy places the organism in Eukaryota, Metazoa, Arthropoda, Malacostraca, Decapoda, Penaeidae. The annotation marks the transcript as partial. Gene Ontology annotation, molecular function: transmembrane transporter activity. Gene Ontology annotation, biological process: transmembrane transport.
CGACAUCGCGCUCCACCCCUCUGACCCCUUCAAAGUCCCCCCCCCCAUUUGGCCCUGUGGUGCACGCUGGGAUACCGCGGGUUGCCUCACGAUGCGCAUGUUACCGCCCCUCAUGAAGAACAUUCCAGAAGCCAGCAGAUCACCCGUCAGAAGAACUUGUUAGAUAAGAGAAGAAAAAAAUACAAAAAAUGACAAGCAAAUUCGACGAAAUAUUAACGCGGAUUGGGACUGGAAAAUGGAAUUUAAUGUUCUUUCUGGCAACUUCGUACUGGCAGUUGCAGCUUGUGCCCCAUACCCACAGUGCAGUGUUCCUCACGCCGAGGGUAUCAUAUACGUGUCGCCCGCCCGACAAUGGGUACACGAUCACCUUUACGACCUACGCUGCCGGGACUGUUACCAGAAAUACAACGGAGAAUUGUCACUUCUUCGCCAACAGUAGCGAAGACGGAGGCGGUUUCGUGAAGGAGCCGUGUCGGGCUUGGGAAUAUGACAACCUUACUUUCACCAACACCCUUACGACGCAGUUUGACCUCGUUUGCUCCUCGGAUUACCUCCGGGCAACGUAUGAACAGAUGUACAUGUUUGGAAUGCUGGUGGGGGCCCCUCUCGCUGGCAUUCUCAGUGACAGAUUCGGGCGCAAGACAGUGUUUUCUGUGGGGAUAGUCUCCUACCUCGUCCUGUCUAUAGCAUCUUGUUGGUUACCUAGCUUCACAGCCAUCCUCGCCUCGCGCUUUUUCCUGGGAUUCCUUCAUCCAGCCGGUCUCCAGGUUGCCUACGUCUUAGCCAUGGAGGUGUGUGAGUCUCGGUACAGGUCCAUCGUGGGUGUUCUCCUUGCCUUACCCUGGGCACUGGGCACUAUCGCCUGGGGUAUCUGGGCACACCUUCUGCGAGACUGGAAGUGGUUGCAGUUAGCUGUCUCCCUCCCUGGCCUUAUUCUCCUGCCGGUUUUGUGGUUUUUGGACGAGUCUCCCCGCUGGCUCGUGAUCAGGGGCCAGUUCGACAAAGCGCAGAAGAUCCUCGAGAAAGCGGCCCACUGGAACGACGUCCAGCUUCCUCCCCCGGGCCAGUUAGAACGUCUCAUGAGGAAUAUUCACAAGGAGACGAUUUUGGCCAAGGAAGGAAUAAUGGCUGAUCACGAGGGAGCAAUUCCACUGAGAAGAAAACUUUGGCUGUUCGUACUCAAAAUAUUUGUUUUAUUUAG